GAUAGCUGCAGUAGAAACAUGUGCUUAGCUCGAAAGUAAAACGGCUUAAGAAUUACAGAUAUUUUAUUGUUAAAUUGGAGUAGCAGAAUAGCCAAUUAUGGCGGAUCACGCGUUUCAUCGGCCUGGGCCGCUGAAGCAAACAAAUAAAGCUCAUAAAACAGGACGUCAUCGCUCCAAAGGCGCCAUCGACAAUGCCCUCAAAGGCAAAGUUGGUCUUAAGGCCAUCUCGCAUAAGCAUAAGCUGCAGCAGCGCAAGGAGCAACGUCGCAACCAAAUGAAUCAACUACGCAAAAACAAGCGCGAUGAGGUGCUGCAACAGAAGCGUCAAUUGGGUGGACAAAACACGGCGCCCUUUCUGGUGUGUGUGCUGCCUAUGCAUGAGCAAAUCGAUGCCAACUCGGCAAUUGCUAUACUCCAGAGCUGCGACAGUGAAAUCGUUGUAGAGAAGUCACCCAGUGGUGUUGUUUACAUGAAUCUGCCGCGCUUCAAGCAGCGCUUCGCCUUUGUCAUUCCCCCCGUUGGGCGAGGCAAUGAACUUCUUGUUCUGGACUAUCUGAAGGUGUGCGAUACCACGCUGAUGCUGACAUCGGCGGCUUUUGGUGACGAUGAAAUCUUCGAUCGUUGGGGACAGCGUAUAUUUAAUAUGAUAUCAGCCCAAGGCAUACCGACGCCAGUUGUGGCCCUAAUGGAUCUGGAAUCCAUUAAUCCAAAGCGUCGCACUGCUGCAAAACAGGCGGCACAGAAAUUUAUAAGCAAGCUGCUGCCAGAGGAGAAGAUCAUGCAGAUGGACACCUCCGCCGAAGGUCUGAAUGUUAUGCGUCGCAUUGGUGGACAGAAGAAACGCGUGCUACACAACGUUAACAACCGGCCAAACUUGUUUGGUGACAUUGUAGAAUAUGUUCCAAAUGGAGAGAUGGGCACUCUGAAAGUGACAGGCUAUCUGCGAGGACAGUCAUUGAAUGUUAAUGGUCUGGUGCAUAUACCUGGACUGGGUGACUUUCAGCUUGGCCAGGUCGAUGCGCCACCCGAUCCUAAUAAGCUCGACAAGAGCCGAGACGGGGAGUUGGCUGAAGUGCGUCUACUCGAUCGCAGCGAUCCAGCUAAACAGACGUCGCUGCAGUCCGAGAAUAUACCCGAUCCCAUGGAUGCGGAGCAAACGUGGCCAACAGAAGAGGAAAUCGAGGCAGCACAAAAGGAAACAAAGAAGACAAAGUUGAUCAAACGUGUGCCCAAAGGUUACAGCGAGUACCAGGCUGCCUGGAUACCCGAUGUGGAGGAAGUGGAAGGCCAGGAUGAUGACGAUGAGGAUGAGGACAUGAGCGGAGACGAAGAAGACGAGGACUUUAUGUCCUGUGAUAACAAGUCCUUUGAGGACGAGUGCGAAAAACGUGACUCGGAUACAGAAGAGUAUUUGGACUCUCUUUCGAUUACCUCAGAGGCAGCUGUCAACGACGAAAAAUACGAUCAGCAAAUGGAUUUCCAGGAAGAGCGGGAGACCUUAAAGAAGCUACAACUGGCUCGCACCGAUCAGCUGUGGCCCGACGAAAUCGACACGCCUCUCGAUGUGCCCGCCCACGAACGCUUCCAAAAGUAUCGCGGCCUGGAAUCGUUCCGCACAUCGCCCUGGGAUCCCAAAGAGAAUCUGCCCAGCGACUAUGCACGCAUCUAUCAGUUCAAGAAUUUCGAUCGCACCAAGCGACGCAUUUUGGCAGAGGCCAAAGAAUUCGAGGGCAUUUUGCCCGGAUUGUACAUCACGCUGCAUGUCAUCAAUGUGCCCGCCAGCCGCUGGAAUGCAUUCCGAUCUGCUCACCUCUCGGAUAAUGUCAUUGUUUAUGGAUUGCUACCACAUGAGCACCAGAUGUGUGUCAUGAAUGUUGUCCUUCAACGUAUACCAGACUCCGAGGUGCCUCUGAAGUCCAAGGAGCAGCUGAUUAUCCAGUGUGGCUAUCGUCGAUUUGUUGUCAAUCCCAUUUACAGUCAGCACACAAAUGGCGACAAACACAAGUUUGAGCGUUUCUUCCGCCCAUAUGAGACAGUGUGCGCCACCUUCUAUGCUCCGAUACAGUUCCCUCCUGCCGCUGUGCUCGCUUUCAAGGUGAAUCCCGAUUCCUCUUUGGCAUUGGUUGCCCGUGGCCGUCUGCUCUCUUGCAAUCCGGAUCGCAUAGUGCUGAAGCGAGUGGUGCUUAGCGGUCAUCCGAUGCGCAUUAAUCGCAAGUCGGCCACCAUACGCUACAUGUUCUUCUACAAGGAGGAUGUGGAGUACUUCAAGCCCGUCAAACUACGUACCAAGUGUGGUCGAAUGGGUCACAUCAAGGAGUCGCUGGGCACGCACGGCCACAUGAAGUGUUAUUUCGAUAGCCAGCUGCGUUCCUACGACACGGCAUUCAUGUAUCUCUAUAAGCGCGUCUUCCCCAAGUGGAAUUAUGAAGAGUGCCUUGUGCGCAGCGCUGAGCAUUCGCGACAGGAGCAUUUGACGGAAGCUCACCGCAAUUCAAAGCAACUCGACGACGAGGCAAUGGAGCAAUAGUCUAACUUUGUAUAUAUACGAGUACAUAUUUAUACAU
This is a messenger RNA of Drosophila arizonae, 2564 nucleotides long. It is a transcript of the gene Tsr1, whose product is annotated as Tsr1 ribosome assembly factor. Gene Ontology annotation, molecular function: GTPase activity; GTP binding; U3 snoRNA binding. The record is from RefSeq and is a predicted model, not a curated record. Gene Ontology annotation, cellular component: nucleus; preribosome, small subunit precursor. NCBI's taxonomy places the organism in Eukaryota, Metazoa, Arthropoda, Insecta, Diptera, Drosophilidae. Gene Ontology annotation, biological process: ribosome biogenesis; maturation of SSU-rRNA from tricistronic rRNA transcript (SSU-rRNA, 5.8S rRNA, LSU-rRNA); endonucleolytic cleavage of tricistronic rRNA transcript (SSU-rRNA, 5.8S rRNA, LSU-rRNA).